Messenger RNA from Pongo pygmaeus (Bornean orangutan), 2356 nucleotides. It is a transcript of the gene TBC1D17, whose product is annotated as TBC1 domain family member 17. The record is from RefSeq and is a predicted model, not a curated record. Gene Ontology annotation, biological process: activation of GTPase activity. Gene Ontology annotation, molecular function: GTPase activator activity. The transcript has 16 exons. Lineage: Eukaryota; Metazoa; Chordata; Mammalia; Primates; Hominidae. The coding region runs from base 110 to 1807 and encodes 565 amino acids.
UCGGGCCGCUACCACUGUCCGGCCCGGAGGGGAACUGUUUUCUCCGGAAGUGACAACACGCUGACUAGGAAAAGGAGGAGGCGGGGCAGUGGGGCUUUCGGCGGCGACUAUGGAAGGAGCCGGCUACAGGGUGGUGUUUGAGAAGGGCGGAGUGUACCUGCACACCAGCGCUAAGAAGUAUCAGGACCGAGACUCUCUCAUCGCUGGUGUCAUCCGUGUCGUGGAAAAGGACAAUGACGUCCUCUUGCACUGGGCUCCUGUAGAGGAGGCUGGAGAUUCCACCCAAAUCCUCUUCUCCAAGAAGGACUCCAGUGGGGGUGACUCCUGCGCUUCUGAGGAGGAACCAACCUUUGACCCCGGCUAUGAACCUGACUGGGCUGUCAUCAGCACUGUGCGGCCACAGCCCCGCCACUCAGAGCCCACGAGAGGUGCAGAGUCCAGCUGCCCCCAGGGCUCCUGGGCCUUCUCAGUGAGUCUGGGGGAGCUCAAGUCCAUCCGCCGCUCCAAGCCGGGCCUCAGCUGGGCCUACCUGGUUCUGGUGACCCAGGCUGGAGGUUCCCUGCCUGCACUGCACUUCCACCGCGGGGGCACCCGCGCCCUGCUCCGCGUCCUCAGCCGCUACCUGCUGUUGGCCAGCUCCCCACAGGACUCCCGCCUCUACCUUGUCUUCCCCCACGACUCCUCUGCCCUCUCCAACUCCUUCCACCACCUGCAGCUCUUUGACCAGGACAGCUCCAAUGUGGUGUCUCGCUUCCUCCAGGAUCCCUACUCCACCACCUUCAGCAGCUUCUCCCGAGUGACCAACUUCUUCCGGGGUGCCCUGCAGCCACAGCCCGAGGGAGCCGCCUCCGACCUUCCCCCGCCACCCGACGAUGAGCCCGAGCCUGGGUUUGAGGUCAUUUCCUGUGUGGAGCUGGGGCCUCGGCCAACUGUGGAGCGGGGCCCUCCAGUUACAGAGGAGGAGUGGGCGCGCCACGUGGGCCCUGAGGGCCGCCUGCAGCAGGUCCCCGAACUGAAGAACCGGAUCUUCUCAGGGGGUCUGAGCCCCAGCCUGCGGCGCGAGGCCUGGAAGUUCCUCCUGGGGUACCUCAGCUGGGAAGGCACAGCUGAGGAGCACAAGGCCCACAUACGCAAGAAAACGGAUGAGUAUUUCCGCAUGAAGCUGCAGUGGAAAUCUGUGAGCCCUGAGCAGGAGCGGAGAAACUCACUCCUGCACGGAUACCGCAGUCUCAUCGAGAGGGACGUGAGCCGCACUGACAGGACCAACAAGUUCUACGAGGGUCCCGAGAACCCGGGGCUGGGACUGCUGAAUGACAUCCUCCUCACCUACUGCAUGUAUCACUUCGACCUCGGCUACGUCCAGGGCAUGAGUGACCUUCUCUCCCCGAUCCUCUACGUCAUUCAGAACGAGGUGGAUGCUUUCUGGUGUUUCUGUGGCUUCAUGGAGCUUGUGCAAGGGAACUUUGAAGAGAGCCAGGAGACCAUGAAGCGGCAACUCGGGCGACUGCUGCUGCUCCUGAGGGUGCUGGACCCCCUGCUCUGCGACUUCCUGGAUUCCCAGGACUCCGGCUCUCUCUGCUUCUGUUUCCGGUGGCUGCUUAUCUGGUUCAAGAGGGAAUUCCCCUUCCCGGAUGUCCUUCGGCUGUGGGAGGUGCUGUGGACAGGGCUCCCUGGCCCCAAUCUGCACCUGCUGGUGGCCUGCGCCAUCCUGGACAUGGAGAGGGACACCCUCAUGCUGUCCGGCUUCGGCUCCAAUGAGAUCCUCAAGCACGAGGCACAGAGUGGGCGCUCGGGCGGAGGUGGCUGAGUGCCGGCUGGCGCCUGACCCACCCCCUCCCGCAGCACAUCAACGAGCUGACUAUGAAGCUGAGCGUGGAGGACGUGCUGACCCGCGCCGAGGCCCUGCACCGCCAGCUAACCGCCUGCCCCGUGAGUCCCCGUCCACCCCGCAGCGCCCAGCCCGAACCCCGACAGACCCCCGCCCCCAUCCCACCUUCACCUUCCGCUUUUCGCUUCUCUCACCCCGCGCCUCCAGGAGCUGCCCCACAACGUGCAGGAGAUACUGGGGCUGGCGCCGCCCGCAGAGCCCCACAGCCCCUCGCCCACCGCCUCCCCGCUGCCUCUGUCGCCCACCCGGGCCCCGCCCACCCCGCCGCCUUCCACGGACACAGCCCCGCAGCCCGACAGCAGCCUGGAGAUCCUGCCCGAGGAGGAGGACGAGGGCGCCGACUCCUAACCCCGCCAGGCAGCCUCGUUCUGCACAGGCACUUUAGCCCGAGCCAGGCACACCUGGGAGGGGGCGGGUGUGCUCCGCCGCGCUACUGAUAAGCUGGCUUCAUUAAACUGACACUUCUCA